AGAAAGGCCGGAAGCGCCCGGUGUUUGACGCCUGGCCCCCGCCCCCGUCAUAGCCCCGCGAUGGCGAUGAAGGCUGGAGUUAUCAAGAGGUAUAACGUGGAGAAGGGCUUCGGGUUCAUAUCUCCGGACGAGGGUGGCUCGGACCUCUUCGCGCCGAAGCGGACAUUCGCUGGGGCCGAGAUGCACAUUGUGGAGGGCGCCAGGGUGUCGUACCAGAGCGAUAUCGAGGGGAGGACCGGGAAACCGUUCGCCUCCAUGUGGCAGGUGGAGGGCGGUGGCGUCGGCAUGGCGGGCGCCCUGGGCGCGCUCGCAGGCCUCGCGGCGGCGCCUAUGUCGGCGGUGGGCGCCAGCGCCUACUCGCCGUACGGCGCGGCGGCGCCCGCCACGCUGGGGGUGCCCGGAUAUGUGCCGGGUCUGCCCUCCGUGGUCCCCAGCGCCGUCCCUGUUCUUCCCGCAGGCUGG
Prorocentrum cordatum is the source of this 462-nucleotide messenger RNA. Lineage: Eukaryota; Dinophyceae; Prorocentrales; Prorocentraceae. The record is from the annotation of a GenBank genome assembly.